Molecule: messenger RNA, 2092 nt
Organism: Otolemur garnettii (small-eared galago)
Lineage: Eukaryota; Metazoa; Chordata; Mammalia; Primates; Galagidae
Gene: ZSCAN12
Product: zinc finger and SCAN domain containing 12
Exons: 3
Coding region: 71-1927 (618 amino acids)
Biological process (GO): regulation of transcription by RNA polymerase II
Molecular function (GO): RNA polymerase II cis-regulatory region sequence-specific DNA binding; DNA-binding transcription factor activity, RNA polymerase II-specific
Source: RefSeq, a predicted model, not a curated record
CAGGUACACUCAGGAAGAAACUUAUCAGGGGACAUCGUACUUGAAGCACUGCUAAAAAUUGUGCACAGCUAUGAUGGCAUCUGCUUGGGAUAUACAAGCCUACAAAGACCAGGACGAACUUUUGGAAGUAAAAAUAAAGGAGGAGGAAGAAGAGAAGAAGUUUACUGCCAGACAGGAUCAGAACCUGCAAAAAAACAACACCCAUAGCAGAGAGGUCUUCCGACAGUACUUUAGGCAAUUCUGCUACCAGGAGACAUCUGGACCCCGUGAGGCUUUAAGCCGACUUCGAGAACUUUGCCAUCAGUGGCUGAGGCCAGAGACACACACCAAAGAACAAAUUCUGGAGCUACUGGUGCUGGAGCAAUUCCUGACUAUCCUGCCGGAGGAGCUCCAGGCCUGGGUGCAGGAGCAGCAUCCAGAGAGUGGGGAGGAAGUGGUGACUGUGCUGGAGGAUUUAGAGAGAGAGCUGGAUGAGACAGGAGAUCAGGUCUCAGUCCACCCUGGGGAACAAGAAAUAUUCUUACAGGAGACAGUACCUCUAGGAUCAGAACGAAAACCCAGUAUGUCUCUCCAGUCGAUAGAAGCCCAGCUAAGGUGUGAAUCUCAGGAACUUCCAGUCCAACAGGAACAAGUUUCAGAUGUUGAGCCUGGAAAUGAGUACAGAAAUUUUAAUCUAAAGCAGGAAGUUUCUGAAGAAUUGGAACCAUAUGGGAAUACAUCUAACAGAUUUGAAAAUGACAUACCCCAGUCUGCUAAGUGUAGAGAAACUCAUGAACCUGAGGAAAGAAUAGAAGAAUCUUCUGGAUACUCCAGGGAAGAUAAAGCACCUACAUGUGCUGUAAAUGGAGCAUGUCUGACUGAGAACACAGACCAUGCUGAACAGCAGAGAAUCUGUCCAGGAGAAAAGUCUUCUGAAUGUGAUGACUGUGGAAGAGUGUUUAGUCAACACUCACGCCUCAUAGAACAUCAGAGGAUCCAUACAGGAGAUAGGCCUUACAAAUGUGAAGAAUGUGGAAAAGCUUUCCGUGGAAGAACUGUGCUUAUUCGACACAAAAUAAUACACACUGGGGAGAAACCAUAUAAAUGUAAUGAAUGUGGCAAAGCUUUUGGCCGCUGGUCAGCUCUUAAUCAACAUCAGAGACUUCAUACCGGAGAAAAACACUACCACUGUAAUGAAUGUGGCAAAGCCUUUAGUCAGAAAGCAGGCCUCUUUCACCAUCUCAAGAUCCACACGAGAGACAAACCUUACCAGUGUACACAGUGUAAUAAAAGUUUUAGUCGACGUUCUAUACUUACUCAACAUCAGGGAGUUCAUACUGGCGCCAAACCCUAUGAGUGCAGUGAGUGUGGAAAAGCCUUUGUUUAUAACUCAUCACUUGUUUCCCAUCAGGAAAUCCACCACAAAGAAAAGUGCUAUCAGUGUAAGGAAUGUGGGAAAUCCUUCAGUCAGAGUGGCCUUAUUCAGCAUCAGAGAAUUCAUACUGGAGAAAAACCCUACAGAUGUGAUGUGUGUGAAAAAGCCUUUAUUCAAAGGACAAGUCUAACAGAACAUCAGCGAAUUCACACUGGAGAGAGGCCCUAUAAAUGUGAUAAGUGUGGGAAGGCUUUUACUCAAAGAUCAGUUCUCACAGAGCAUCAGAGAAUCCACACUGGAGAGAGGCCCUACAAGUGUGAUGAGUGUGGAAAUGCUUUCCGAGGAAUCACCAGCCUCAUUCAGCAUCAGAGAAUCCACACUGGGGAGAAACCUUACCAAUGUGAUGAGUGUGGAAAAGCCUUCAGACAGAGGUCAGAUCUUAGUAAACACCAGAGAAUCCAUAAGAGAAGUGGUCCCUAUAUAUGUAAAGAAUGUGGGGAAUCAUUCAGGCAGAAUUCAGCUCUUAUUCAACAUCAGUUUAUCCACAAAGGAGAAAAAUCUGUUUCUGUAUGAUGACUACAGGGAAGCUAUAUCACAGACUGCAGGCUGGUGAGAAAUAUUAGCUUUAUAGUGAACUUCAGUCACUAUUGCUGUAAGGAAACCUCACAUAUUUAGUAAGAUCCCACUGUGUGCUGCUCAUUGUAUUUGGUGUUGUAGAGAACAAGUAGAUAACACCAA